UAAGAUUCACCAAGAUAGCCUUUCACUAGCAAGUAAGAUCAUGACCAUUUCUGAAUAACAACAAGCAAGGCAAAAGAGCAUUCUCAAACCUUUACAGCCAUAGAUCUUAACUGCAAAAAGACCAAGAAAAUGAGAAAAGGAAGGAAUGACCAUGUAAAAGAAGAGAAAAGAAAUGAAAAUGAUGGGAUGCAACUCAAAAGAACAAUAGGGUAUUUUAAUGGGGUGAGUUUUAUAAUAGGUAGCAUAGUUGGUGCAGGGAUCUUUGUGUCUCCUACAGGAGUGCUACAGUAUUCUUUACUUAACGUGGGUGUUGCGCUAUGCAUCUGGACUGCCAGUGGAGUAAUAUCUCUGAUGGGUUCCCUCUGUUACGCAGAGCUGGGGACUGCACUACCAUUCUCUGGAGGAGAAUACAGUCACAUAAAGAGAGCACUCGGAUCUCCACCUGCUUUCAUCUUUAUCUGGACAAUGAUGUUUACGAAGCCAGCAUCAAACGCUGCCCGAGCCUUGUUGUUUGCAGAAUAUGCCACCCAACCUUUCUAUGGUGCCUGUCCCGUACCAGACCUGCUAAAAAAAUGCUUGGCUUUGUCUGUUCUUUGGUGUCUGGGGAUUCUGAAUGGAUGCAGCGUCAAAAUGGCUGCUUGUAUUCAGACUGUUUUCACCCUGUUGAAGAUGGUGGCUUUAUCCGUUAUUGCCAUAGGUGGCAUUGUCCUGCUGGUUAGAGGAAGAAAGGAGAAUUUAGCAAGGUUUGAGAAUGCUUUCAGUUCAGAAGUUCCUGAUGUAUCACAGAUUGCAGAAGCUUUUUUCCAAGGAUUAUAUGCAUAUGGUGGUUGGUGGUCCCUCAAUUACAUGGCAGAAGAGAUGAAAAACCCUAGCAGAAAUAUCCCAUUGACUGUAAUGACAGCGCUUCCUGCAGUAACUGCCUUUUACUUACUGGUAAACAUCUCAUACCUGACCGUUCUCACACCAAAGGAAAUUGUCUCCUCAGUUGCUGUGGCAGUCACAUGGGCUGACAGAGUAAUCCCUGCUGUUGCUUGGAUCAUUCCUUUAUCUGUUGCUGUCUCAAUAUUUGGUGCCCUCAACAGUAGCAUGUUUACAUUAGGACGAUUAAGCUAUGCUGGAAGUCAGUCAGGACAUUUGCCUGUUUUAAUAUCCAUGCUGAAUGUUCACUGUUGCACACCAGCUCCAGCCAUGAUUUUUUCAACCAUCAUUGCUUCCAUUUUUAUUAUCCCCUCUGAUCUCAUUGCUUUAACAAAUUACUUUGGAUUUUCCGUGUGGCUCAUGAUUGGACUGACCUGUGCUAGCUUAAUUGUACUCCGAUACCGGGAGCCUAAUCUGCAUCGACCAUACAAGGUGUUCUUACCAGUAGCAUUUGUGAUGGUGGCAAUUUCGUUAUUCUUAGUUUUGGCUCCUAUAAUCUGGUCUCCAAAGAGUUUCACCUUGAAUGUAUAUUCAUGAAUGGCCUAUAACACGCAUGACAUAAAUGCCCAUCUGUCAGAAGAUUCUGCAAGUGGUCAGAGGAACAAAUCAUAUCAAGGAAAGAAAAAGGAGCAGUGGGAAACAAACUGAAAGACAAGAAUCAAGGGAAAUGCCACCAUGGAUGACAAGUAGACCUGCAUAAUUUUGGGAAAGCAGGGCUGGAAGGGUCAUCAUGAGGUUAUCUAGUCUAGCUCCCUGCUUUUGAAAAAGUCCAGGGAUGGACAUUCCACAACUUUUCUAAGUGGCCUAUUUUAGUGCUUCACCACGCUCAUAGUCAGAAUGGUCUUCCUAAUCUCCAAUUUAAAUUUCCUCUGGUGCAAUGUGAAGCCAUUGCUUCUAGUCCUGGCCCCUACAACCACAGAGAAAAGGCUGUCUCUAUUUUCAUUAUUGUCAUGCUACAUUAAGUGGAACAGCACAGGUAACAGACAACAGCUGCUGAGGGUUUACAUAUUAUCCAAAGUGAAUGUGUGGCUAAAUAGGUUUGCUCAAAAUAGGGACAAGGGGCUGUAUGGGGUUGCUCAUAAAAUAAUUUCUUUCACCUGUGCAACAUCAUUUCUUAUUCUUACAUUGAGAAUUAAUUAAAAAAAAAGUAUUCCUAUGGACUAAGGAAAGUCAAGCAAAGUUUACCUUUAGUACUCAAAUUCAAGUCUCAGAUAGAAGAACUUCCAAUCUGCAUUUCUCAGAAAGGAUGUUAUUGUCAUCUUUCUUUGGCCUCUGUCCUAACACAUGAUCUUUCUGAAGAUGUUGAGUUUUUUGCAAAGAGACACAGAAGACAUCUUAUACCUAAACAGGUUCUUAAAAGCAAAUGUAUAUAUUUUAAAUUGGGACAUAAUGCCAUAUCACUUUAUAUGUUGUUGAUGUGUUAUAUGUUUUAUUUUAUUCCUGGCAUUUACAGCAGCCAAAUUUUAUACUUGUCCAUUAUUAGGGACCAGAGAACAUCAUGGAGAUGUCACAUCCCGUAUUGAAAUUUAGAGUACAACU
Gavialis gangeticus (Gharial) is the source of this 2457-nucleotide messenger RNA. It is a transcript of the gene SLC7A13, whose product is annotated as solute carrier family 7 member 13. The coding region runs from base 130 to 1455 and encodes 441 amino acids. Gene Ontology annotation, cellular component: membrane. Gene Ontology annotation, molecular function: L-amino acid transmembrane transporter activity. The record is from RefSeq and is a predicted model, not a curated record. The transcript is spliced from 6 exons. Gene Ontology annotation, biological process: amino acid transmembrane transport. NCBI's taxonomy places the organism in Eukaryota, Metazoa, Chordata, Crocodylia, Gavialidae.